CUGAAUUAUGGCAAGGGUGUCUGUAAAGCUAAAGAAUAUCAGCAGGUCUUGGUGCUCUCCCAAGCUUCCCCUGACUUGUUGACAGCUAACGUUAGCUAGCUACAGUACGCUAUAACCAGCUGAUAACGUUACUGGGUUUAGGAAGGUUACGUAAUGUUAGCUAACUGAACUUGGUUGUUUUCAAUAUGUAUCUACUUACUAAAUGUAAUUUUCACUAGCUACAAGCAAUGGGGGACUUUCAGCAAUUUGAACAGGACUUCUACCAGUCAGGGUAUUACAUCGAUGACCAGGGACAGGUGGCCUACGACUAUGGCGAUGGCUAUGACCAUAACCCAGAGUAUGAGGAUGAUGGCAUAGAUGUGUCCAUGCCUGGUGUGUUCACCCCCUCUACGGGCCAGACCUUCCAGCCUUCAAAGCCUGCUGGGACAUAUCUAUACACAGCUGGAACAGACAGAUCAUUUGAAGAGGAGCCUCCGUUGCUGGAGGAGCUUGGCAUUAAUUUUGAACACAUAUGGCAGAAGACGUUGACAGUGCUGAACCCUAUGAUGCCAGCAGAUGGCAGCAUCAUGAAUGAGACCGACCUGACGGGCCCUAUUCUGUUCUGUAUCGCUCUGGGUGCCACUUUACUUAUGGCAGGCAAAUCCCACUUUGGCUAUGUCUAUGGGAUCAGUGCCAUCGGCUGCAUGGCGAUGUACACCCUGUUGACCAUGCUGAGUUCCCUGACUGUGUCCUAUGGCUGUGUAGCCAGCGUUCUGGGCUACUGCCUCCUACCCAUGGUGGCACUAUCUGCAUUCGCAGUCAUCUUUUCCCUACAAGGGAUCAUUGGAACUGUCCUGGCCUUGCUGGUGAUUGGCUGGUGCAGUUUCUCAGCUUCCAAGAUCUUCAUCUCCACCCUGGCUAUGGAGGGCCAGCAGCUGUUGGUAGCGUACCCCUGUGCCCUGCUUUAUGGAGUCUUUGCCUUGCUAACAGUGUUCUAAAGGCCACUACUGUCGCUGAAUGUCAACAGAGAUCCCAUUUCUGAGGCACUACGUAUCCCAUAUGGGUAUCAGUGCUGUAUAUGGGUGUGAAAAUAACAUUAUUAUAUAGAGUUGUAAUUCCUUUCUUUUUUUAAAUGGGGACUUGGGUUUUUCAUGGGGGUUACUCUACAUUGUGAAAAAUAUAAUCUGGGUGUGUGAUUGGUUGACAUUUGUGCAUUGGAAUGUGCCAAUAAAUGUCAUUUGAAACGUUACAUUGUGUCAAAAGGCAACACUGACAUAAAUUUGAAAUAUGGAACCAACAAAGACCAUGUUUAAAAACUAAAUAAAGUUGAAUAGCUUA
Oncorhynchus kisutch (coho salmon) is the source of this 1317-nucleotide messenger RNA. RefSeq names its product Protein YIPF5-like. Gene Ontology annotation, biological process: endoplasmic reticulum to Golgi vesicle-mediated transport; vesicle fusion with Golgi apparatus. The transcript is spliced from 6 exons. The record is from RefSeq and is a predicted model, not a curated record. Lineage: Eukaryota; Metazoa; Chordata; Actinopteri; Salmoniformes; Salmonidae. Gene Ontology annotation, cellular component: trans-Golgi network. Bases 228 to 977 code for a protein of 249 amino acids.